Molecule: messenger RNA, 824 nt
Organism: Owenia fusiformis
Lineage: Eukaryota; Metazoa; Annelida; Polychaeta; Sabellida; Oweniidae
Source: the annotation of a GenBank genome assembly
CUGCAAUUACAAAAUGUCACCACUUGACUGCAAUUACAAAAUGUCACCACUUGGUUGCAAUUACAAAAUGUCACCACUUGGUUCCAAUUACAAAAUGUCACCACUUUGUUGCAAUUACAAAAUGUCACCACAUGGUUGCAAUUACAAAAUGUCAUUGCUUGGCUGCAAUUACAAAAUGUCACCACAUGGUUGCAAUUACAAAAUGUUACCAAAUGGUUGUAAUAACAAAAUGUCACCACUUGGUUGCAAUUACAAAAUGUCACCACUUGGUUCCAAUUACAAAAUGUCACCACUUGGUUGCAAUUACAAAAUGUCACCACUUGGUUGCAAUUACAAAAUGUCACCACAUGGUUGCAAUUACAAAAUGUUACCACUUAGUUGCAAUUACAAAAUGUCACAAAUUGGUUGCAAUUACAAAAUGUCACCACAUGGUUGCAAUCACAAAAUGUCACCAUAUGGUUGCAAUUACAAAAUGUCACCACUUGGUUGUAAUUACAAAAAUGUCACCACAUGGUUGCAAUUACAAAAUGUUACCAAAUGGUUGUAAUAACAAAAUGUCACCACUUGGUUGCAAUUACAAAAUGUCACCACUUGGUUCCAAUUACAAAAUGUCACCACUUGGUUGCAAUUACAAAAUGUCACCACUUGGUUGCAAUUACAAAAUGUCACCACAUGGUUGCAAUUGAAAAAUGUCACCACUUGGAUGCAAUUACGAAAUGUCAAGGCAUAGUUGCAAUUACAAAAUGUUACCACUUGGUUGGAAUUUCAAAUUGUCACCAUAUGGUUGCAAUUACAAAAUGUCACCACAUGGUUGCAAUUACAAA